Molecule: messenger RNA, 1667 nt
Organism: Mesoplodon densirostris (Blainville's beaked whale)
Lineage: Eukaryota; Metazoa; Chordata; Mammalia; Artiodactyla; Ziphiidae
Gene: MAP2K2
Product: mitogen-activated protein kinase kinase 2
Exons: 11
Coding region: 295-1497 (400 amino acids)
Biological process (GO): protein phosphorylation
Molecular function (GO): protein kinase activity; ATP binding
Source: RefSeq, a predicted model, not a curated record
GAGAGGCCCGCGAUCUCGUAGCUCCCCCUCCCUUCUCUCUGCCUCCCGGGCUCCGGCUGCAGCGUCAGCCUCGGUCCGGCCUCGGUGGCUGCCGCGGCCCCGAUCCCUCGGCUUCAGCCCCUGCGUCCCUUGGCGCCUCUCGGCCCCGAUCCGCAGCGCCGCCUAUCCUCGUCCCCCCGGCGCCGGCCUAGGCCGCGGCCGCAGCCCCGCGCUCGCGUCGGCGCCGCCCGCUCCCGGCCCGCCCCCUAUGGGCCCCGGCUAGAGGCGCCGCCGCCGCCGGCCCUCGGAUCCCCGAUGCUGGCCCGGAGGAAGCCGGUGCUGCCGGCGCUCACCAUCAACCCCGCCAUCGCCGAGGGCCCGUCCCCCACCAGCGAGGGCGCCUCCGAAGCAAACUUGGUGGACCUGCAGAAGAAGCUAGAGGAGCUAGAACUUGACGAGCAGCAGAAGAAGCGGCUGGAAGCCUUCCUCACCCAGAAGGCCAAGGUCGGGGAGCUCAAGGACGAUGACUUUGAAAGGAUCUCGGAGCUGGGAGCCGGGAACGGUGGGGUGGUCACCAAGGUCCAGCACAGACCCUCGGGCCUCAUCAUGGCAAGAAAGCUGAUCCACCUGGAGAUCAAGCCAGCCAUCCGGAACCAGAUCAUCCGUGAGCUGCAGGUGCUGCAUGAGUGUAACUCCCCAUACAUCGUGGGCUUCUAUGGGGCCUUCUACAGCGACGGCGAGAUCAGCAUCUGCAUGGAGCACAUGGACGGUGGCUCCCUGGACCAGGUGUUGAAAGAAGCCAAGAGGAUCCCCGAAGAGAUCCUGGGGAAGGUCAGCAUCGCGGUUCUGCGGGGCCUGGCGUAUCUCCGGGAGAAGCACCAGAUCAUGCACCGAGAUGUGAAGCCAUCCAACAUCCUCGUCAACUCCCGAGGGGAGAUCAAGCUGUGCGACUUUGGGGUGAGCGGGCAGCUCAUCGACUCCAUGGCCAACUCCUUCGUGGGCACGCGGUCCUACAUGUCUCCGGAGCGGCUGCAAGGCACUCACUACUCGGUGCAGUCAGACAUCUGGAGCAUGGGCCUGUCCCUGGUGGAGCUGUCCAUUGGAAGGUACCCCAUCCCCCCGCCAGACGCCAAGGAGCUGGAGGCCAUAUUUGGCCGGCCCAUGGUCGACGGCGCGGAAGGAGAGCCUCACAGCAUCUCGCCGCGGCCGAGACCCCCCGGACGCCCCAUCAGCGGUCAUGGGAUGGACAGCCGGCCGGCCAUGGCAAUCUUUGAGCUGCUGGACUACAUCGUGAACGAGCCUCCUCCAAAGCUGCCCAAUGGCAUCUUCACCCAGGACUUCCAGGAGUUUGUAAAUAAAUGCCUAAUUAAGAACCCAGCAGAGCGAGCAGAUCUGAAGAUGCUCAUGAACCACGCCUUCAUCAAGCGGUCCGAGGUGGAAGAAGUGGAUUUUGCCGGCUGGUUGUGUAAAACGCUGCGGCUGAACCAGCCCAGCACGCCCACGCGCACCGCCGUCUGACGGUCCCGCCACCGACAGACCCGCUCCCCCUCCGCCCCUCGGCUGCCCCCUUUGCGGGGAUGCGCGUGUGGCCCUCGGGCCUGGGGAGGCCGACGCCGCUGCGCUGUCUUCUCAGAACCUGCUUCCUUAGGUUUAAAGAAAAAAAACAAAACAGGGAAAGAAAAAGCAAA